UAAGCGUCCUGUUUCGUGGACAAUGGCUGAAACCAGGGAGGACGAGGAGAAGAAGCCGGGCAUCAGCAUUCUGCCCGGUCCGGAGCUUUUAACCCUUCCCGGAUUCGAUACCCGGGCCAGCAUCGCCUCGGCUGCUUUGAGUGAUGUGCCCAGCGAUGUGAUCAUCAAGUCUCGCAUUCGAUAUGGCAGUACACUAUCCGCCUGCAAGGGCUUACUUCUGGAGUACGCCAAGAGUACGACCAUUCACGGCAUACGAUAUAUCUUCGAGGUCCACAGACCCAUCUAUGAAAAACUUUAUUGGCUAUUCUUCACUUGCAUUUCCGUUUACUUUGCCAUCUCCCUAAUCUGGGAUACCUAUCUGAAAUGGCAGGACUCACCGGUCAUUCUAGGCUUCGAUGAGACCCUGGUGCCAGUGCAUAAGAUACCCUUUCCCACCAUUACCAUUUGUCCGGAGAUCAAAAUGGAAAGGAAUGUCUUUGACUACACGAACGUAUCGCGACUGCUUUGGAAUGAGUACAAGCAGAAUGGCAACGUCAGCGAUUUGGAGGAUGAAGACUUGGCCCGAAUGGCAGCUGCAAUGCAUCUUUGUGAUCCGGAUGUGGUGGAGCGAUUCACGCCAUUGCUAUCGCAGUUAAAUCCUCCGUACGUGGACGUAACCCAGACACUGAUUGAUUUGAGUAUAUCGAAGAACGAAACGGGGCCAUUUUGCAAGUGGAAUGGACGGUUCUACUUCUGCGAUAAGAUAUUCGACUUUGUGGCCACGGACGAGGGCAUAUGCUAUCAAUUUAACGGCCUGCGACCGAAGGACAUUUAUCGCGACGAGAAGUUCAUCAGCUAUAUCGACCCGGAUGUGGUGAACUUCAACAACUACUUCGACGUGGAGUUGCCGCCGUGGAACAACAUAACCGGGAAUUGGUCACUGGACACGGGAUUCGUGGACCAAGGCCAGAAUGCGUAUCCCCAGAGGACAGUGUUCUCAUCGGUGAAGAACGGCUUUUUCGCCUUUCUGCAGGGUUUGCAGCACAACUUUGACUACGAUUGUCGCAGUUUCAAACAGGGCUAUAAGGUCUUUCUCAACUCCCCGGAGAGUGUGCCGCUGACGUCGGGCAAUUAUAUCCUGGUGCCCCAUGGCGAUGAGGUCCUGGUCAGUGUGCUGCCCGCUUAUGUCGUGUCCACCGACAAUUUGCACGAAAUUACUUCAGAUAAACGUCAGUGUCUGUUCGAUGAUGAGCGCUCGCUGCGCUUCUUCCGGUCAUAUUCGCAGAGCAAUUGCCAAACCGAAUGCCUGGCCAACUACACGGUUGCCAAGUGCGGUUGCGCCAAGUUCUGGAUGCCCAAACCCGUGGGAACUCCCGUCUGUGGGCUGAAUGACAUCACCUGCUACACAACUGCCCAGGAUGAGCUCUAUGCCUUGCUGCAAAAUCAAACAAUGGCCAAAAGUAUUGAUGACAGUGCCGAUAUUACCUGCAACUGCAUGCCUGCUUGUACUUCACUUGAGUAUAAUUUCGAGAUAUCCCGGGCCAAAUACGACAUCGCCAAAACCAUUCGAGCCUUUCGCGAAGUAUACGAGCAUACAGAUGCCAUUGGAUCUCGACUCUCCGUUUACUUCAAGGAGCAUCAGUUUACGGCCAUCAAACGCACAAUUCUUUUCGGAGUCUCCACUUUGAUUUCCAACUGCGGUGGCAUCUGCGGCUUGUUUAUGGGAAUCUCGUGUCUCAGCUUCCUGGAGCUAAUCUAUUUCUUCUGCAUGAGAAUCUGCGGCAGUUGCCGCGACCGGCGUAAGCAUAAAAACCAACAGCAAUGUUCAGUGGAUUUACCGGAUGAUGAAUCUGAGAAAUAGUUGUUGGGCUAAAAGAUCAUAAAAUACGAUUUUGAAGUGCCCAUAAAGUUGUGUAUGUAAAACGUGCACAUUUGGAAAUAAAUCGAUUUCAAUGCAAAUUA
Messenger RNA from Drosophila elegans, 1941 nucleotides. RefSeq names its product pickpocket protein 28 (gene ppk). The record is from RefSeq and is a predicted model, not a curated record. NCBI's taxonomy places the organism in Eukaryota, Metazoa, Arthropoda, Insecta, Diptera, Drosophilidae. The transcript is spliced from 7 exons. Gene Ontology annotation, cellular component: membrane. Bases 23 to 1840 code for a protein of 605 amino acids. Gene Ontology annotation, molecular function: ligand-gated sodium channel activity. Gene Ontology annotation, biological process: sodium ion transmembrane transport.